AUGGUCGAUGAGGAAGUAAAUACAGCUCGGUAACAUUAGAAUCCUGCUCAUAAAUUGGAGAUAAACACAUAACUAUCAACUUAGUAAAAUAAGAACUCAAUUCUUGAUAAAUCUAAGAAUGUAUGUGUUGCAUAGUAUGAUCUGAAGCGAACAACUUAAAAUAGUAAGGCGAGAAAGCAGAGCAAGGAUGUUAUGAAUAAUUCUGCAUAACAGAUAAGAUAAGCAUCUCUUACAAACUCUAACGCUAACUUAAAGAGGAUAAAUAACAAAGAAUUAACUCCAGCAAACGGCAUUUCAAGCUGUCGAAAUAUGGCUUCGAGUGUUUUGAGUACAGGAGGCUCUGGUUACACUGGUGGAGUAAAAAUUAAAAAAGUCUCUUAAGUACUUUAGCAAUAGCAGUUUCAAUAGCUAUAGAGUAAUCUAAAUGGCAAUAGUUCAAACCUUAACUCAACAAAUUAGUCACAUCAUUAGCAAAGCCAAGGUGGAAUAGCCUAAAGCGCAGGCAGUCAUAAGGCAAAGCUUUCAACUUCAAUAAGUUCAAGACUCUCCUAAGUAGAUCUAAAUUAAAAUAAGGAAAAUGAACAAAUCAACAAGAUUUAAUGCUUUAUGACUGAGUCAAGUCUUAGAAGACUUGACAAAUUCAAAUCAAUAUUCUGUGGAUAGACUAAGGGAGUUAGUUUUCUCUAGUAACAAACUUUGGCUUCAGGGUCAUAAACUAGAAAAGCAAGUGAAAGAUCACCAGAAAGUCAUAAAGUAAUAGGCUUUAAAUCCCCAGGAAGCGAUUCCAAUAACUAAUCUGUAAGUGAUCUAAAUGGCAGAAGGUAUCUCUAUGAUAAGCACAAAAGAAUGCUAGAUUAUUAUUCAAAUUAAACUAGUAAAAACCAAACUCAAAGCCAGAUCCACUUAAGAAAGUAAUUAUCAGGUGAGAUUGAUUCAUUUGAUAUAAUGAUGUCCCCUGGACAAAUAUAAUGCAAAGAAAAAAAUCAGAUAAAGGUGAUAGACAGCUUGACCAUUUAAAACAAGCAAAAUGAAUAAUUUGAGGUAACUAUCAACAUACCAAGUUUAAAUAAUCAGAUGUAAAACUCGAGGAUGCAGAAAUCUCAAAACUUUUUCCUCCAAGAAUCGGAAUUAAGACCUUAAAAGUCAUUGAACUCAUGCAAGCCCCCAAAGCCUCAGCAAGAUAUUCUACUUUCAAAUCGCAGAGACUUGAACUAACUUGAAACUCAAUCAAUCUUGUCAGACAACAAUACCACCUAAAUAUCUAAUUCAAUUAGCCUGCGAUGUAUUACGAUGCCUCAACCAUUUAACUUAUCGAGAUCUAACUCUCGUAGAAAUAAAGAUGUCCUGCUUAGGGAAAAGAUAGAAAAAGAAAAAAAAGAGCUUGAGGAUCAAGAAAAAAAAUCUCGCGAUACUGUUUUUAAAGCCAAAGAGAUUCCUAUUACUAACUAUGUGGCAGAUAUGCAGGCAUUCCGAUCUACAAAGAAUCUUACUUCAUUUAAAGAGUUUAAUUUCUCAAACACCCUAGGGUCAAGCUCAAUCCUCUCAAUUUCAUAGGCUAUUAGUUCUUAGAGAUCUAGAGAGCCAAGUAAUGAGGGUCUCACAAAUAAAACCAAUUAUUCUACAAGAUUUAAUGGUCUUAAACAAUCCACUUAAGUGAGGAAUAAUAAGCAUAAUUAGUACUAAAUGCCUGCUAGUCAUAAUCAAAGAUAUUAAAAAGAGAGGUAAAAGUCUAAAAGUAACACCAGAAAUGUCAUGAACGAUCUAAUGCCUGCUGAAAUCUAAGAGUCUUCUUUUAUAAAGAAGAUCAUCGAUGAGGUUGAGUAGGAAUAGGAUAUAUACAACGAAACUGAGAUAUUUAUGAAAGAAUAAGAAAUCUUAUUGAAUAAUUAAUCUCUUUUGGACGAGUUAUGA
Molecule: messenger RNA, 1911 nt
Organism: Stylonychia lemnae
Lineage: Eukaryota; Ciliophora; Spirotrichea; Sporadotrichida; Oxytrichidae
Source: the annotation of a GenBank genome assembly